Molecule: messenger RNA, 1836 nt
Organism: Radiomyces spectabilis
Lineage: Eukaryota; Fungi; Mucoromycota; Mucoromycetes; Mucorales; Radiomycetaceae
Product: Neutral/alkaline nonlysosomal ceramidase
Exons: 11
Coding region: 54-1646 (530 amino acids)
Biological process (GO): ceramide catabolic process; sphingosine biosynthetic process; long-chain fatty acid biosynthetic process
Cellular component (GO): extracellular region
Molecular function (GO): N-acylsphingosine amidohydrolase activity
Source: RefSeq, a predicted model, not a curated record
GAUCCAUUACGCGAGCACACGAUAAUCUAUGCAAGGGCGAUGUGCGAAUAAGCAUGGACGAACUUUUCGAUACAAACAUCAAUCGAUCUCCAGCAGCUUAUUUACUCAACCCUGUCGAAGAACGCCGGCAAUACACAUAUGAUGUGGAUAAGUUGAUGACUGUCUUGGGUUUCCGAACCGACAGCGGUACUGAUCUGGGGUUGAUCAGCUGGUUUGCAGUUCAUGGUGUCACGGUGAAUAAUACCAACCGACUAGUGAACGGCGACAAUAAAGGCUAUGCGUCAUAUGUCACAGAGAAGCAUUUUCAGAAAGAUCAAGAUCCUCGCUUUGUUGCUGCAUUUGCCCAAUCCAAUGAAGGCGACGUCAGUCCUCAUACCCUUGGUGCUUUCUGCUCAGGAACAGAGAUCCCAUGCGAUGGUUCCUAUGCCAACAAGUGUCCUUUUCGAUCAAGAUGCAUUGGACGAGGUCCAGGAUGGGAAAUGGGCCAUUACGAAACGAACCGUAUUAUUGGACAAAAUCAGGCUACGAAAGCUAUAGAGUUAUUUCGUCAACAACGCGAUAUGCCCACUUACGUUAGUGGUGUGAUCGAUUUCCGGCAUCAAUACUGGGAUAUCACCAAGGCAACAGUCCGCACUACAGACGGUGAUCUUGUCCAUCCUUGUCUCCCAGCCAUGGGCUAUGGAUUUGCGGCCGGCACCACCGAUGGACCUGCUGUGCGAGGAUUAUAUCAGAAUAUGACCAAGGGUACUUUACUUUGGGGUACGCUGGCCCACUUGUUGCGAUGGCCAUCACAACAGCAAAAGCUGUGCCACGCUCCGAAACCUAUCAUCCUCAAUACUGGGGAAAUGACAUAUCCAUUCGAAUGGCAACCGCACAUUCUGGAUAUCCAACUUUUGCGAAUUGGUUCUGUAUUUAUUAUCGGUGUGCCCGCAGAAUUUACGACUAUGAGUGGAAGGCGGUUACGGAACGCAGUGCAAAAGACUUUGUGCGAAUAUGGAAUUUGUGAUACUGUCGUCAUUCUUUCUGGCCCAGCGAAUGGAUAUUCUUCUUACGUUGCCACUUUUGAAGAGUAUCAAAUGCAACGUUUCGAGGGUGCAGCGACGGCUUAUGGUCCACAUACGCUACAAGCCUAUGUAGACGCUUUCAAGACUCUCGCAAAGUCCAUGGCACUGGAGGAUCCGUCUAUGAUCCAGAGCGAAAAGUUUAGAGAUUUUACUCCACAGGCAUUCAACUUUGUAACAAGGCAUGGUGCAGAUCGGCCGAAACUUUUUCAUCAUUUCGGAGACAUUGUGUCCGAUGUCGAUGUGCAGUAUAAUAGACGCUUGAACCAAACCGUAUCAGCUACGUUUGUGGCCGGUAACCCGAGAAAUAAUGUUUUACACGAAGGAACCUUUUUAACGGUGGAACGAAAAACACCGCAAGGAACAUGGUCCGUUGUUCGAACCGACAAUGACUAUGAUACAAGGUUUCGAUGGCGUUACACGAGCAAGUUGUUCGGACAAUCGGAAGCAACAAUCGAGUGGGACAUCCACGAGCACACAGAACCCGGAACAUACCGAUUAGUCUAUUACGGACAUAACAAAGAAUCGCUGAAAAGGACGAUUCGACCUCACAGCGGCCAAUCUUCUGAAUUCACCGUCUAUUAACCGUCGUUAUAAAUUAAGAACAUACAGCGUGCAUGUUUAUCGAUACCCAAGUAAAACUAAAUCGGUUAAAUUACGGCAAAGAUAAAUAAAAUUGAGGAAACAGCAUCAACUGAUAUUCGUGCAAGGAAUAAUUCCCAAGAGCGAGUGCUGUGUCAUUGUGUGACAGAUAAUGCAUUGCAAUUUAGCGCAG